Messenger RNA from Physella acuta, 1710 nucleotides. Its product is annotated as cathepsin O. Gene Ontology annotation, molecular function: cysteine-type peptidase activity. Gene Ontology annotation, biological process: proteolysis. Lineage: Eukaryota; Metazoa; Mollusca; Gastropoda; Physidae. The record is from RefSeq and is a predicted model, not a curated record.
UGUGUAGUGUUUCGCUUAUUUACUUACCCGCUGUUUUCUAGUCACAUGAUCUUGUCGUUCAAAAUGGUGGUCGAUACUUCCUACUUUCGGUUUUACCAACCAAAACAAUUUUCCACAUUAAAAACGACAAUGGUUCUACUACUGAUGCUGGCAAUUUCUGUAUCAUGCUUGAGUAUAGAAUCGUACGCAUUCUCCGAAGAUGUGUUAUACAAACAAUUUAUCAAUUUUGCCAUCUCACACAACAAGACUUAUUUUUUAAACCCAAAGAAUUCUUCGGAAUUAAUCUUUCGUUUUGAAACUUUCAAGGAGAAUGUUGCAAGAGCUAUUCAACUCAACAAAGCAUAUAUGAAUGACAGUUAUCUAGUCUAUGGUGUCAACAAGUUUUCUGACUUAACUCCAGAAGAGUUUACAAAAAUGUACCUAUCAGGAUUGAAGCAAAACAAGCAUCAGAAAGCGUGGCAAAAUACCACGUCGUUAUCUUUUCAUCACAAUGAAAGCCACCAAAAAUUGAAUUUACCCUCAAAGGUGGAUUGGAGGGACAAACAUGUUGUCAACCCUGUACUGGACCAGGAGACGUGCGGAGCUUGCUGGGCUUUCAGUACAGUAGAGACCAUUGAAAGUAUGUUUGCCAUACAGAACAGAUCCAUGCCUCCCCACCUAAGUGUACAGGAGCUUAUAGACUGUGAUUUCACCAACCAAGGAUGCUCUGGGGGGGACAUUACUAGCGCUUGUAUCUGGGCUUACAAUAAUGGAGUGGCCUAUGAAGAGGACUACCCUUUGAAAGACAAAACAGAAACCUGCAAACAACUUGAGCCAUCUGCUAAACGUGUCCACCUCAAGUCGUGUUCAUCUUACCACUAUGUCAACCAAGAAACGAAAAUCCUUGACCUCCUUGCGAAUCAUGGACCAGUGGCUGUGUCUGUAGACGCAACAACAUGGCACAACUACAUCGGGGGGAUCAUCCAGUUUCAUUGUUCACAGAAUAUCAACCACGCAGUCCAGAUUGUUGGGUAUGAUUUAACAGGUGAUGUCCCUUACUACAUCAUUCGAAACUCAUGGGGCUCUAACUUUGGUGAUAAAGGCUACGUUUAUGUUAAAUAUGGUGGGAAUGUGUGUGGUCUGGCCAGUGAAGUUUCUAGUCUUGAUGUAAAGACUUCUUGAGGAGCUGUGGGAUAUUGGGGUGGGUCUGAUACUAGGGGGGUGUAGGAUAGGGGUGUGGUCUGAUACUGGGGGGUUGAUAUGGGGUGUGUCUGUUAUAUGGGGGUGUGAUAUGAGGUGUGCUUGAUACUGGGGAACAAGAAAGGGGUGAUAUACUUAUCCAAGGUAAAUGUUUCAUAAAAAUGUAAAAGUGGGAUGCAUAUAGUUAUGUGAUUAAAGAAAAUGAUUUUGAUAUCUUUAUAUGUAUAAACAAUGCAUUAAAUUCUCCAAUGUAAAAGUGAUGCUGAAUUUUAUAAUUUUGGAUGACUGAUAAGACAGUCCCACUACAAAAUGACUGACAAGACAGUGAUGCUACAAAAUGACUGAUAAGACAGUGGUGCUACAAAAUGACUGACAAGACAGUGGUGCUACAAAAUGACUGCAGAAUAAUGAAGAUGUAGUUUUAACUGAUGUUACUUACUGCUGAUUUGUAAAUAUCAUAGCCUUGGCUUUUGUAAAAUUGAUUUUUAUGUUUGCUCAAUAUUAUUAAAAUGUGUUUCCUAUUCUGGUUUA